Eupeodes corollae is the source of this 1634-nucleotide messenger RNA. RefSeq names its product putative GTP-binding protein 6. The coding region runs from base 1 to 1566 and encodes 521 amino acids. The record is from RefSeq and is a predicted model, not a curated record. Gene Ontology annotation, molecular function: GTP binding; ribosome binding. The transcript has 2 exons. Gene Ontology annotation, cellular component: cytoplasm. NCBI's taxonomy places the organism in Eukaryota, Metazoa, Arthropoda, Insecta, Diptera, Syrphidae.
AUGUUAAGAAGGCAACUUGUGAAUUUAUGUGCAAAUGCACUAAGGCAAAGGUCAGCGCCUGUUGUGUGGAGCGCCGUUUGUUCCAAACGUUGCAAAUACACACAGUUCACUGGAGUCAAAGGCAUCCGCAAUAGAAAAAAUAUGUUUGAAACAAAUAAAAUCCGUAAUAAUGACGAUGACGAGGAGGGGGAGAAUACUUCAUUUAAUCACGGAAUCAACUUAGAAGACCGUGACUACGAAGAAGUUGCCAACACUGCUAUGAAUCUAUCACAUGGCCAGAAUAUCGAGCAGAAUAUCUUUGUUAUCCAACCGUACGUCAAAUGGGGUUCGAAAAAGUCCGCUUCCAAUCCAGAUUUACAGUUGAAAGAGGCUGAAGCUUUGGUCCACUCCCUUCCCAACUGUAAUGUUCAAUUGAGUAUGAAAGUUCCUCUGGAGUCGUUGGAAAAACGAGUCCUCUUUGGCUCUGGUAAGCUGGAAGAACUCAAGAAAAUUGUGAGCAAAGGUCGGUCGGGAGCAAAACCAUUGACUGCGCUUUUUAUAAGCAAGGGAACUCUUAGUUUCGCACAGAAACGUCUACUUGAAGGCGAGUUCGGUAUUCCUGUUCUAGAUCGUUAUUCGGUUGUUAUUCAAAUCUUACGACUGCAUGCGACUACAGCUGAAGCUAAACUACAAGUUGCAAUGGCAGAGAUUCCUUAUAUUUGGGGACAAAUGAAAGAUGCGAAUCCAUCGAUGUCCAGAAAGCAGGGAUAUGCUUUUUCAGACAUUCAAAAGGAAAUGUUGAAGACACGAGAGAAAAAACUAAAAGAUGAGCUCGACAGAAUAAGAUCGCAUAGAAAACUCAUACGAAGCAAAAGAAAGCAGAAGAAUUUCCCUAUUGUCGCCGUUGUUGGUUACACUAAUGCUGGAAAGACGUCUUUAAUUAAAGCUCUGACUAACGAACAAACAAUGCAGCCUCGGGAUCAACUUUUUGCCACUCUUGAUGUAACAGCACACGCUGGUCUGUUACCAUGCAAUCUUGAGGUUAUCUACAUGGAUACUGUGGGCUUCAUGUCGGAUAUUCCAACGGGUUUAAUUGAAUGUUUCAUUGCAACUUUAGAAGAUGCCAUGAUGGCGGAUGUCAUCAUACAUGUUCAAGAUUUAUCCCAUGAAACUUGGUUGGAACAACGACAUCACGUUGAAAGAACUCUAGAAUCACUAACGGCGAAUCUUUCACACAUUGAAAAUAUCCAAAUGCCACCUAUUAUCAAUGUUGGCAAUAAAAUUGAUCUCCUUUCCGACUUAAAAUCAGAAGGACCAGACGAAAGUUUAAAAAUGGUUUCAUCUAAAACAUUUAAAGGAAUUCAAGAUUUGGUAGAAGAUGUCGAAAGAAAGGUUCUAGAAACGACUGGCAGAAAAAAGGUGACUAUGCGAGUAAAAAAUGGAGGUUCCGAAACACCAUGGUUGUAUAAAAAUGCUGCGGUUGUUAAUACGAGGGCUGACCCAAACAAUGAAGAGAGUAUUUUGAUUGAUGUUAUUAUAACGGAUAGUAAAAUGCAACAAUUUAGGCAUUAUUUUUGUAAGAAGUAAAAAAUUGUGUUAUACUUUUUAGAAGCUGGUAAAUAAAAGCAAGUUGUUUAGAUUUUAAUGAAAAAGAA